AUGGAAGAGCCUCCUAAAGGGGACCUUAUCUCGGAGAAGGACGGGGGAGCCACUUUCGUUCUCCAAUCAAAAGGAGAAUGGUGGCACGCGGGUUUCCAUUUAACGACGGCGAUCGUGGGUCCCACCAUUCUAACGCUGCCUUACGCGUUCAGAGGAAUGGGGUGGGAGCUGGGUCUCUUUUGCCUCACGGUGAUGGGAGUGGUCACCUUCUACGCAUACUACCUCAUGUCCAGAGUGCUUCAUCACUGCGAAAAAGCCCAUCGCCGCCACAUCCGUUUCCGGGAACUCGCUGCUGACGUUUUGGGGUCGGGAUGGAUGUUCUAUUUUGUAAUCUUCAUUCAAACGGCAAUCAACUGUGGGGUUGGCGUAGGAGCAAUCUUACUUGCAGGCCAAUGCCUUGAGAUCCUGUACUCCAGUAUUUCACCACAUGGAUCCCUGAAAUUGUAUCACUUUAUAGCAAUGGUGACGGUGAUUAUGAUAGUUCUAUCUCAACUUCCCACUUUCCAUUCGCUGAGACACAUCAACUUAUGUUCGCUGGUUCUUAGCCUGGGCUACACCGCUCUUGUAGUUGGUGCCUGCAUUCAUGCGGGUAUGUCGAAGAAUGCCCCUCUAAGGGACUAUUCCUUAGAACCCAGGAAGUCUGCAAGGGCUUUCAGCGCCUUCACUUCCAUCUCCAUACUCGCAGCAAUAUUUGGGAAUGGCAUAUUACCUGAGAUACAAGCAACUUUAGUGCCUCCCGCAGCUGGGAAGAUGGUAAAAGGCCUUGUUAUGUGCUAUGGUGUAAUUGGUGUGACUUUCUACUCAGCUGCAGUUUCUGGAUAUUGGACGUUUGGAAAUAAGUCUAAUUCAAAUAUUUUCAAGAGUCUGAUGCCAGAUGAUGGACCUUCUUUGGCUCCAACUUGGCUCCUUGGCCUUGCAGUCAUCCUUGUUCUUCUCCAGCUCUUUGCCAUCGGACUGGUCUAUUCUCAAGUGGCUUAUGACAUAAUGGAGAAGAAGUCAGCUGAUGUGAAUAAGGAGAUGUUUUCCAAAAGAAAUCUUGUUCCUCGUAUAAUUCUUCGGACAAUUUACAUGAUUAUAUGUGGCUUUGUGGCAGCUAUGUUGCCAUUUUUUGGAGACAUCAAUGCUGUGGUGGGAGCUAUUGGUUUCAUCCCUCUGGAUUUCGUUCUGCCUAUGCUUCUAUACAACAUCACUUACAAGCCUCCUAAAUCAUCCUCCACUUACUGGGUUAACAUCUCAAUUAUGGCAGUCUUCACGGGUGUUGGAAUAAUGGGAGCAUUCUCUUCUAUAAGGAAAUUGGUUCUUGAUGCCAAUCAAUUUAAGCUCUUUGACAAUGAUGUUGUUGAUUGA
This is a messenger RNA of Abrus precatorius (Indian licorice), 1347 nucleotides long. Its product is annotated as probable GABA transporter 2. The record is from RefSeq and is a predicted model, not a curated record. Lineage: Eukaryota; Viridiplantae; Streptophyta; Magnoliopsida; Fabales; Fabaceae. The transcript is spliced from 7 exons. The coding region runs from base 1 to 1347 and encodes 448 amino acids. Gene Ontology annotation, cellular component: plasma membrane.